Molecule: messenger RNA, 1479 nt
Organism: Puma concolor (puma)
Lineage: Eukaryota; Metazoa; Chordata; Mammalia; Carnivora; Felidae
Source: RefSeq, a predicted model, not a curated record
AUGGGGCCGGACGAAUCGGUGGCCAAUCACAGGGCAGAGUUUCGAAAACGCAAGGGGGCGUGCCGUUUCCGGAGGCUUUCCCGGCAGCUCCCACGUAAAGGAGCGUGGGAAUCUAGCAGUGCCUCGGGCUCUAGGUCUGGAGAGUCAGUGGGGCGUCGGCCUCUGCUCCUUCUCUCCGGAUCUGUCCCGAAGUCAGUGUGUCGACUUGAGGAAGGCAUUCCCCUCCCCCACCCCGAGAUGGAGUCCACGCUCCCGACAACCGGGGCCCAGGGACCGAUGCUGUUUGAGGAUCUGGCUGUGUUUUUUUCUCAAGAGGAGCGUGUGUGUCUGCACUCUGUCCAGAGGUCCCUCAGCAGAGACACUACACAGGAGUGUUUCGAGGAGAUGGCCUUGAUGGGAGGGAAAGGCAAGACUGAGAUUACUCAGCAGUUAAAUCUAGACUCUAUGGGAGUUGAGGAACUGGCCCCAGAAAACUCCUCCAUUGCUGUGCCCCUUGUCUAUUACCCAGAAAAAUCUUCUGAGACUGGAGGUGGAGACCCUGAAAGGAAAGUACCAGGUGGAACUCCUGCUUGCAAGAAAAGGUUCAUAAGCCUAUUAGUUACCAUCGAAAACCAUACCCCAUUAAUAGACCCACCUCAAUGUCUAGAAACUACAGCACUUUCUGAAAUUCUUGAAUUUUCUGGGGAAGAAGCCAAAAAUUUGUAUAAGUGUCCUGAAUGUGACCAAAGCUUCAGUGAUAAUUCAUACCUUGUCUUGCAUCAGAAAACUCAUUCAGGAGAGAAGAAGUAUAAACGUGGUGACUGUGGCAAGAUUUUCAAUCACAGAGCUAACCUGAGGACACACAGGAGAAGCCACGCUGGCGAGAAGCCUUAUAAGUGUGCUGAGUGCGGCAGCAGCUUCCGCCAGCACUCACAUCUGUCUCGGCACAUGAAUAGCCACGUAAAGGAGACGCCCCACACAUGUGGCAUCUGUGGGAGAGGUUCUUUGUGGCCCCCAGGGUUGGCACAGCAUCAGAAAACCCACGCUGCCAAAAAAGUCUGUGAAUGUACCGACUGUUGUAAAGGUUUCGGUCAGAAGACAAAUCUUGCUUUGCGUGAGGAAACACACACAUCAGCCACCCAGUACCCGUGCACUCAGUGUGUGAAGUGCUUUGGACAGCCCUCACACUCUGUCCUCCCCGAGCAGGGCCACGAGGAUGACUGUGAGGACGACGCCGAACACUGCGGUGACUGCAGAGAAAAUUUGCUUUUGUUCUCAAAAUUCAAACCCUUAAAAUGUCCUGAGUGCGCAGUGACCUUCCUCCGUGUCUCUGAGCUUAUUUCCCAUCAGAGCAUUCACAGAGGGGAAAAGCCCCAUAAAUGUAAAACAUGUACAAAGAGCUUUAUUUUGGACUCAGAGCUCGCAUGCCACCAGAAGAGCCACACAGGAGAGGAGCCUUUUAAAUGUACCACGUGUGGGAAAAAGUUUCAGGUUGAAUAG